GAUGUUCGCUAAUCCUCUUCUAUAAUAAGUGGUGGGACUGGCGGGGUGCUACCUAACGAUUUAUAAAUACCUAGCCCAAAUGGGUAAUGUAUCACAGUUCAAGAUUUGCUUCAAUAGUACAGUUUUGUCAAAAGUCCAUCUUCAAAAUGAUGAAAUUGGUUGUCUUUUCUGCCCUUUUGGCCGCCGCAGUUGCCGGACCAGUUGGUGGAGACCCUAAAUCAGCCCAAAUUGUUAAAUCUGAGUCUGAUAUUUCACCGGAAGGAAGUUAUCAAUUUGCAUAUGAAACCGAUAAUGGAAUCUCAGCCCAAGAACAAGGAAGCAUCCAAGUGCAAGGACCCGAACAAGCCAGCAAAUCCGUGAACGGCCAAUUCCAGUUUUUGACCCCCGAGAAUGAGAACAUCCAAAUCAGUUACGUGGCUGACGAAAACGGAUAUCAGCCAAGCGGAAAUGCUCUUCCCACCCCACCCCCAAUUCCAGCGGCUAUCCAGAGAGCUUUGGAAUAUAUCGCGGCCCAUCCUCAGCAGCCCGAAGGACCACAACAGCCUGCAAGAAGGUUCUAAGUUUUAUUUGUGAUUUUGUUUUCUGAAUUUGUACAUAUGCAGAUAUAUUUUAUAUUUAUGUAGAUUUUUUUAUCGAAAAAUAAAUGUGUAAAAAAAUAA
Molecule: messenger RNA, 659 nt
Organism: Anthonomus grandis grandis
Lineage: Eukaryota; Metazoa; Arthropoda; Insecta; Coleoptera; Curculionidae
Product: larval cuticle protein LCP-17-like
Exons: 3
Coding region: 87-560 (157 amino acids)
Cellular component (GO): chitin-based extracellular matrix
Molecular function (GO): structural constituent of chitin-based larval cuticle
Source: RefSeq, a predicted model, not a curated record